CGAAAGUGAGGGUGAGCAACGUGAUGACGAGCAUCGUCGUCUCCUCGUGAUCGGUGAGCACUGGAGCGCCAAACAGCACGAUCAUCACGUAGUAGAUUAUUGACAGCGCGGACGCGAUGAGCGAGAACUUGAAGGCCUCCCGCAGAUGCCUGGUCCAGGACCUCUUCGUUCUCGACGAAGUGCGCUGCUCGAGCUUGAUUAUGGUGGGUACCUCUGCUUGCAGCACGGGAAACAGCAGCUUUAUCACCUCGGCGAACAUGAGUAUCAGCAGCACCGGCAGGAACUUGUACUUGCCGACAUUGUACAAGUUGUCGUUGAGCUUCACCAGCGUCAGGAUCCCCGGCAGGUAGAUGCAGGUGAAGGAACAGUACGACAGCAACAGUCGCCGCUCAGUUUUGUUGCCAUUGGCGCCCAUUUGGCCGCAAAAUUCGUCGUGGGAUCGAUUCUGCUUGGAAAUCCGUUUACCUCACGAAGAAACACCGAUGCACGCGCUGGCACGCUCGAUGCACGCGCGCAUCGUUUGAGGUUAGCCUAUCAGCUGACGCUGGCUAACGCGACGUCGCUCACGCUCGGUGUGGCGGCUCGAAAUCUUCGUGCACGUUUGAUACCGAGAUCUUCUCGUCCCCGGAUCGUUAACAUGGGUAAAAAUAAGCAGGCGCAAAGAACCAAGAACAAUGCACGGCCAUCCAACAGUAGCCGUAGUGCGGAACUUCUGGGGACCGCAGUGCCCAAUUUCGUUGGCUUCUCAGCGGUCAAGGAUGGAGGAUACGUUCCUGUCCUGCCCGGUUUGUCUCUGUGUUCGGCAAAUGAGGUGGAAAUGAACAGCGUUGACUCUAGUUUUCAAGUGGUACUGAAAAAGAUGAGCAAAAAGGAUGCUACGACAAAGUACAAGGCAUUGCAAGAAUUUGCAACUUUAUGCCAGGACGCCGAGUUGCCAGCGGUAGAGGGUAUGUUAUCAUUUUGGCCACGAUUAUAUUGCGCUCUGUCCAUUGACAUAGAUCACAGAGUGAGAGAAGCUGCACAAUUAGCACACGCAGCAGUGGUCAAGCGUAUCGGCAAAGGCAUAGCAAUGUACCUGAAACAAUUGGCUGGUGCUUGGUUCACCUCUCAAUACGACGCGUACCCCCCAGCAGCUUCGGCUGCCGUUAAUUCUUUCAAUAACACGUUCCCACCUCGGAAAAUGGUCGACGCGAUUGUCCAUUGUCAAUGUGAAAUUCUAGCCUACGUUAGUAACAAUAUAACUGUGCACACGGCUCAAACGCUAUCGGCACAGAAAUCUCUUACGAACGAAGAGAUGGAAGCGAGGUACGAGAGAGUGUUAAUAGCAAAUCUUCAAGCGUACAGUUUUUAUUUCAAGAAGGUUCCGCUUCACGAAAUCGAGAAAAACCUGGAGACUCACAACAAGCUCUUGAGUAGUUCAAGGUUUUGGAAACUCGCUAAACACGAUGCUCUGCCAAUACGAACAGCCUUUUUCAAUGUCCUGACAUCGGUAAUGGAUAAUGCAGAGAAAUUAUUGCAAAGUGAGAAGAAGCGGACAGUGACCGCUAUCAUGAACAAUCUCGAUGAAUCCGAGCCUGGGAUUUUAUCGGCUGUGUGGGAGUCGAUGCUCGUAGCUACGACGAAAAUUGACGACUGGCAUCUCGUCGUGAAUAUCGAGAAGCUCGUGCUGCCGAAACUGUGGCGCGUUUUACGAUCUGGCGGCCAGUGUUGCGCCAGCACCGUCUACCCGAACCUCUUGCCUUUCGUCAGUCAAUUUCCAAAGUUGGGCGUCCCCAUCGAUGAUCUCUACAUAAAUUUCUUUGAUAAUAUGCGUCAAGGAUUUUCUGUCAGAAGUGUGCAAAUGAGCCGCUCGGAAACGCUGGCUGUAGUAACAUCGUUUGCUGAAUGCUUACGUUAUUCGAUUCUUGUAAAUGCCGAGAAUGUCGACUUGUGUAUUCGGCUCCUCAAGGAACAGCUCGUGCCCGUUAUAGAGGCGUGUAUGACGGACAACACCGCAAUGAAACCGUUCUGCUUUGCCGAGAUUACGCAUUUAGUGCGAUACUGGAGUAAAAAUCGUGGCAACGAGGCAUACAAAUCGUACGUCCCCUUAAUACAACAGUUCUGGAUUGAAUUACGCUUGCUGUUCGACAAGCUGAUAAACAUAUCGCGGGAAACUGCGAUGUCACAUACCGUAAAUACAAGGGAUUCUCAAAUCGAAUUCUUGCUAACUUUAAAGACUGCACCAGAUCGUACUUGUAAGAAAUUAAAAGUAAAAUUCUCGGAUUCAAACGAUUCCGCAGCGAGUCGAUCGGAGGUAAAAGUUAUUGAUGUCGAUGCAGAUGCAGUUUUCGAUGCAGAGCUUUGUGAGCUCGUAAAUGCGCUUUGUGUAAGCUGCUUUAAUAAAAUUAAUGAUGAACGAUCGAUAGACUAUAUUGGCCAGCUGAACAAACUUACGAAACAUUUUGCAACGAAGGAAUUAUUCGUUGCGCUUUCGAAAUCAUUUAACAUUAAUGAUGACUUCUUCGAGUUUUAUGAUAAGAAUUUGAAAUAUUUGCUCUCGCAAAAUACAGAAACGAUGGAGCAAAUUCUGGAAUUAAUAUUUUAUUUUAUUACAUAUGUAAAUGAUGCGGAAAAGGGGAAAGUUUUAAAAUCAUUAAUCGAGUUGAAUGAUAUCGCAAUAACAAGAAACGUCAUACAAUGCAGUUUAUCUAAGUGUAACAGAAGUGAUCGCAUAAUAAGGAAAUGGUAUACACAAGCCAGUGUAAAUAAAUUGUUAAUUGACGUGGCCAAAGAAGUAGCUUCACUUGAAUGCGAUAACUUGGAAAAGAAUCAAAAUUUGAUUUUAUUGGCAUUCGAAACUUCGGAAACCGGAGAUUUGUUGAUAAGUGAGGGAGCGAACGAGAUCGUGUCGAUUCUUUGUGAUUCACUGAAUGGCUCAGAUAAUAUUUGCUCCGUGCAAUUUGUUACAUUCAUCAUGAAAUUGAUGACUUUAAUUUGGAGUCACGAGCAAAUAAUACCAAGCGCUGUACAGAUAUUGGAGACACUUUUUGAAUUAUGCACUCGAGAUCAUGACGAUUCAAUAACCGAUACUGUGCGCAACAGCUGGAAAGAGGGACUUGUAAAAAGUAAUCAAAUAUUAUCCGAUUCCGAAUUUAAUGAUCUUAUUAAACGAUGCGCAAUCAUUAUCUGGAGCAAAAUAUACACAGCAUACGCUGGUCACGUUAAGGAUGCAUUGGUAGAUUUGGCGACGGAUAUUUUAGAAGUUAUAAUUAAUGGUAAUGACAAUGCAAAAGCUCAUUGCAUUGAAGAAACUGUUCUGCUAUUUUUGACGGCAUCUGACAUAAAGGUGUGGAUUGCGGAAGCAACUGUCACUGCGAUCUACAGUGAAAUAGUAACAGGAAACUUAUACGUAUCGAGUGCGAAACAGAAUAUACGAAUUCUCCAGCAUUGCACCUCCGUUGAUGUAACGAACGACGCAAUUUCGGAUAAUAUGGCAAAUUGUCUGUCAUGGGCUGCGUUUACCACAAAUUUGCUUAAUAAUCUGUACACGAGAUUAACAAAUGUUGAGGGUAUUGAUCUGUCGUCAGAUUCUGAAGAGAAUCGCGAUAUAAAUUUGCCGGGAAUUACAGAAAUACUGACGAACGUCAUGUAUGUGGCUAGUAUAGCGGAGGUAUACAGCAAACACUAUAAAUCCACCGAACGUUAUAACAAAGUCAACAAGCUUCACGAUUCACUCAACAGCAGUUUUGUCAAUUUGCAGAAAUAUUUUGCAAAGUACAUUCAUAACGAUGUGCUGUCUCAUUUACAAGUAAAUCAAUCGAGUUACGGAUAUAUGCUGCCAUACAUCAUCCGUACAUAUUACACGGAAUUUGAAUCGAGCAAGAAUCCCGUGGAGUAUUAUGAGACUCGCAGCAGCAGUGAAGGAGAACAUGAUGAAGAAACGUACAUGCAAGCGAUUCAAAUCUUAAGCGAUUAUUGGCCGCCAGAGAGUAUUCCGUUAUCAACGGACAACGAUAUUCACGCACUGAUUGCCACAAGAACUGUGACGUGUGUCAAAGAAGACAGUCUCGCGUACGUCACUAUUAUGGAAAAGAUCAUGAGCUACGAUAAAGAAGUUAUUUUUGACCGUGAUGUGUCCGAUGUUUCCUGGAACCAGUUGUUCUUAUCAUUGGAAGUGAUACGAUUAUUGACGACCCUCAUCCAAAAAGUUCCGUCAAAGUUGAACCAAGAGCACUGGGACUUUAUUUUGAUAUCUUUCGCAACGUGGCAACAGUCCCUUAAUAAGUCCAAGCAUAAUUAUACUGACAUCAAAGUAACAGCAUUAAUGAUAGCAGUUAGCCAGUUGUACUGUGCGCUUCAAACUUUAAUGAACAAACAUGAGCAGGAGCCAAUGUCAGAUUUACCUCCCGCGCUCCUGGACGAAUGGAAAAAUGUAUUUGCUAAUGAAAUACAUAGUAAUGUUGCACAGACUUGGAUGUAUUGCGCAGAUUUGUGCGAUCAAGAUGCGGCAACUGUGAAAUCUACCGUAACAUUAGAUCAUUUAGGCAAAGCGAUUAGUAUGCUUGACGAAAAUAUAUUAUUCAAGAAAAGUGAUGGUAAAGACAUGGACGCGAUUAAUAUCAACGAAAUGUUAGAGCUGUCUCUGAGAUUACUGCAGUCGCCAAUACCUAGUAUUCAACUGGGUGCUUAUCAUGCGUUGAAGCGUAUGAUACCAGAAUUUGUGCGGCAUGACAAAGUCCUCGUCGAAUUUGAAAACUUCGAACUGAGCAGCCUCAAUAUCAAGAAACUCGAGGAAGUACUGUUAAAAACGCAGAACAUUGUAAAUACGAUGCUCAUGGAUUUCAAAUUAUGUGAUGCAGUCAGCUGUACGAUUCAGCCGUUUACAGAUUCUUACACGUACACGUUAGGAUACCUGCUAGUAUGGGCGAUUGUGUUAGACAUCUGCGCAAAUUCACACAGUGAUUUGCGGUGUCAGUACGCCGAAAUAUUAAAGGAUGGUCUUUUCCCUUGUCUAUUAAACAAUAUCUUCAAGUUAAUGCCUCUGGAAGUACUGCAGGAUAAUAAAAAUAAGACUGUAAAAUUGAUGGAGAUAUUUACCACUGCUCCGUCGUUUAAUUUCGGAGAAAGUUGGACAGAGUCGAGAUUAGAUCACAUCACAGGUUGGUUGUACACGAACUGUUUGCGGCAUUUACCAGUAUUAGUUAGACAAUGGUUGAGCACAGCUGACAGCAGAGUCAAUGCGACAAUAGACAAGAUUACGACCCACUAUGUCAGUCCAAUGCUGUGCCAAGAAGAGCUCCUCGAUAAGAGAUUGGUUAAUGUUGAAAAUAUGCAGAUAAAGGUGCAUCCAACAGCGAGGGAAGUAGUGGCCUUGUACCAAAUGGACGACACAAAAUUGGAAUUAAGUAUAGUGCUACCACCUAAUCAUCCCUUGGGUAUAGUGACGGUGGAACCUGGUCAGCACGCAGGUGGCACGGCAAAUUGGAGAAAUUGUCAUAUGCAACUUUCCAUCUUCCUCACGCAUCAGAAUGGUUCUGUUUGGGACGGUCUGAUAAUGUGGAAACGCAAUUUGGAUAAGAAAUUUGCAGGCGUCGAGGAGUGCUACAUAUGUUUCAGUAUUUUCCACAUCAGCACAUACCAAAUACCAAAAUUAUCGUGUCACACUUGUCGUAAGAAGUUUCACACUCCUUGUCUGUAUAAAUGGUUCAACACCAGUCAAAAGUCCACCUGCCCGAUUUGUAGAAAUGUAUUUUAAUCGAACUUGGAGAAGAUGCUUGUACACUCUUGUACAUAGGAACAAUAACAGUGAUACAAAAUAAAUUAAAACUUUACAAUAAUGUGAUAAGAUUGGCAUUGCGUGAGGAAUAAGUUUUGUAUUAUAUAAGAAAGUGAUAUAAAGCAAAAAACGUCAAAAUUA
Molecule: messenger RNA, 5896 nt
Organism: Ooceraea biroi (clonal raider ant)
Lineage: Eukaryota; Metazoa; Arthropoda; Insecta; Hymenoptera; Formicidae
Gene: Ltn1
Product: E3 ubiquitin-protein ligase listerin
Biological process (GO): rescue of stalled cytosolic ribosome; ribosome-associated ubiquitin-dependent protein catabolic process
Cellular component (GO): cytosol; RQC complex
Molecular function (GO): ubiquitin protein ligase activity; ribosomal large subunit binding; zinc ion binding
Source: RefSeq, a predicted model, not a curated record